AUGGGGAAACUUCACUCCAAACCGGCCGCCGUGUGCAAGCGCAGGGAGAGUCCGGAAGGUGACAGCUUCGCGGUGAGCGCUGCCUGGGCUCGGAAAGGCAUCGAGGAGUGGAUCGGGAGGCAGCGCUGCCCGGGCGUUGGUACGGGACCCAGAGAGCUCCGAACGGUGGGCACUGUUGGCAGAGGAACCCGGGAGCUCAUGGGUGAAGUUUUCAGAGAAACACUGAGUGAAGAAGAAGAGGAGGACUUUCGACUAGAAGUGGCCCUGCCGCCAGAGAAGACCAAUGCCCUGGGCAGUGCAGAUGAGAAGAGGAUGGACAGAGCCAGUGAAUCCUGCCCAGGCUCUAAGAAGCAGCUCAAGUUUGAAGAGCUGCAAUGUGAUGUGUCUGUGGAAGAGGACAGCAGGCAAGAGUGGACCUUCACCCUGUACGACUUUGACAACAAUGGCAAGGUCACCCGAGAGGACAUCACCAGCUUGCUGCAUACUAUCUACGAGGUGGUCGAUUCCUCUGUCAACCACUCCCCAACAUCCAGCAAGACGCUGCGGGUAAAGCUCACAGUGGCACCUGAUGGGAGCCAAAGCAAGAAGAACAUCCUUCUCAAUCCCUCUGACCUACAGAGCACACGGCCCAGAGCAGAGACCAAGCCUACAGAGGAGCUGCGCAGCUGGGAGAAGAAGCAGAGAGCCCCACUCAGGUUCCAGGGCGACAGCCGCCUGGAGCAGUCAGGCUGCUACCACCACUGCGUUGACGAGAACAUCGAAAGGAGAAACCACUACUUAGAUCUCGCUGGGAUAGAAAACUACACUUCCCAGUUUGGGCCGGGUUCCCCUUCAGUGGCUCAGAAGUCAGAAUUGCCCACCCGCACCUCCAACCCCACUCGGCCUUGCUCCCAUGAGCAGGAAACCUUUCAUGGCCCACACAGGAAGUCCCAAGGCGUGGACCCAGGCUCCUCCCACUUCCUUGACACCCCAUUUGCCAAGGUCUCGGAGGUCCAACAGCGACUUCGGGUCACCCAGGAUGGGAGCAAGCACUCUGUGAGGUCCCCCAAGGCCCAGGGCAAGAGCACAGGUGUGGGCCACACAGCCAGAGGGGCUAGAAGCAAACCCCCUUUGGGGCCCGCCAGCUCUUCAGUGACCCCCACCAUCCAUCUGGCCACCAGCCCGGCCUUCCUCCCCACCCUGGCACCCCUUGGUCACAAGAAGCACAAACACCGAGCCAAGGAGAGUCUGCAGCCGCAGCUGGCAGCGGGUGCAGUGGUGGGGCGGGAACAGGGGAGGGAGCUGCCCGCCAUGGUCCUCUAUGAGAGCCAGGCUGGGCAGGCAGUCCAAAGACACGAGCACCACCACCACCACGAACACCACCACCAUUACCACCACUUUUACCAAACCUAG
Messenger RNA from Chrysochloris asiatica (Cape golden mole), 1392 nucleotides. RefSeq names its product naked cuticle homolog 1 (Drosophila) (gene NKD1). The transcript is spliced from 10 exons. The record is from RefSeq and is a predicted model, not a curated record. Gene Ontology annotation, cellular component: cytoplasm. Gene Ontology annotation, biological process: negative regulation of Wnt signaling pathway. NCBI's taxonomy places the organism in Eukaryota, Metazoa, Chordata, Mammalia, Afrosoricida, Chrysochloridae. Gene Ontology annotation, molecular function: calcium ion binding. Bases 1 to 1392 code for a protein of 463 amino acids.